AUGACUGCCGAGCCACGCUCUGCCGUCACUCCAUCUUCAGGGGAAAAGGCCCGCGCUAGACGAAGGCAUGGACCGGCUGUGUCGUCCGCUUGGCCGAAUAGCAACGGCUCGAUAACAGGGAAGAGUCGCGGGAGGCCGCCCAAUACAUCAUCGACAUCAGGGUCAUUCUCUACCUUCCAGGUGAACCCAAGUCGGGAUUCCUCGCAGGUUCUUCAGCCCCAUAUUACGCAGUCCUCCCCGCUUGUAAUUGACCAGGACUCUUCAAAUGUCGUGGUGGCCUCUUCCUAUGACCGGUCGCCAACACCUGCCAAUCAGGGAAGACCUGGUAAACUUCAAUUACAGGUUCCUCCACACUUAGGCGCUCCGGUGCGCCUUGCUACACCUCCCACACUUCUAGUCAAUGGCGUCAACGGCGCGGUUGUGCCCCAAGAUCAAGGGCCGCAUGAUUCUCAGUCCGCCCAUAAGGCAGAUUCCCUCAGUCAUGGUGGUCCAUUGGCAGAGCAAGGCAUGCCAACAAAUGACCCAAAAAUACCAAUGGAGGACAUUAUCCCCACUAUGUCAAACGCGCUUCUCCAUGCACGUGUCACAGGACAAACAUCUCAUAUAACACCGGAUGAGGCUCGGGCUUUGGCGUCAGCAUUGGCCAUAAGUUUGAGCACCCUAUACUCACACUUACCUUUCCAACUUCCCUCAUUUCUUUUAGUCUUCCAGCUUGGUAUUGGGCACCAUUUUGGUCUUCCGGUCAACAGUCAGCACUCAAUAACUGUGAAUACUGAGCAUGCUACCCCAAAUACAGCCAUGGUCGGCCUGUCGGGCCCGGUAGAACCUGUGGGUGGAACGCGAUAUACCGUCUCCUUCGAGUAUAAUCCAUCUUGUCGUCUGUCUUUGCAGGUUGUGCUAGCAAACUUCAAGACAGGAACCGUCCCCGAUGGUACUUUCAAUCAAAUGAUAGUUCCCCCCCCGGUCUCGGAUCCACUUGACCAGAAUAAUGAUAUACCUGGAUUUGACCCCGAGGAGGAUGAUCUUGGCCAUUCCGCCUCGGACGCUACCUGGAAGCAACGCUAUAUAAGGCUUCGAGCCCAGAUGCAGAAAAAAGAACGGGCUUUAUCCCAAUACAAGCGCAAGAUUGUGGAAUCAGUGAUGGCAGAUAUCUGA
Penicillium canariense is the source of this 1155-nucleotide messenger RNA. RefSeq names its product ARS binding protein 2. Gene Ontology annotation, molecular function: DNA replication origin binding. NCBI's taxonomy places the organism in Eukaryota, Fungi, Ascomycota, Eurotiomycetes, Eurotiales, Aspergillaceae. The transcript has a single exon. The record is from RefSeq and is a predicted model, not a curated record. Bases 1 to 1155 code for a protein of 384 amino acids.